AUGUUCACCGUUGCUAUUCCUCGUGACAUGAGGGAGGCGUGCAUGUGUAAGGGGUUCGAUUCUAGCUUAAUAGGACCGGCCCUCCAGUGGUAUACGAACCUUCCUAAUAAUUCAAUUAGAUCUUUUUCUCAACUAACGGAUGUUUUUGUUCAACAGUAUGCAAGCAGCAGGAAAUUGGAAAAAAUCUCAGAAGACUUGUAUGCAGUUGUCCAAAGGCAUGGCGAACCUCUUCGGGACUACAUCGGUCGCUUCAAUAAAGAGAAAGUAUCAAUCACCAACUGCAGCGAACAGACCGCUGUCAUGGCCUUCCGUAAAGGCCUUCUGCCGGGAUCAGACUUAUACAAGACUCUCACCAAGUAUCCAUGCAAAACCAUGGAAGACGUGUUGAUCCAGGCUUGGGCUCAAAUCAAAUGGGAAGAGGACCAGUACAAUAUGCAAAGAGUCUUCCCGCCAGAGAGACCCGAAAGAGACUACAGGGUCGACAGGAGAUCCGGUCGAGACAAUCGUGACAGACGAAGUGAACCCUACGCGCCAUCUCAGAGAGGGAACAAGGGGAGGCGAGAUUACGAUCAAGCACCAACUACGCGCCCGCGCGAAAGAGCGAAACUCCCAGAGUACCUCCUGUCCAUUUCACCCGUAGAGCUUGUAACAGCUUUAAUGAACCUUGGCGAUAAGGUCAGCUGGCCGGAGAAAAUGAGGGAUCCACCCGACCAAAGAGACAGAUCAAAAUGGUGUGAUUUUCAUAGUGACCACGGUCACCGCACGGACGAAUGCAUCGCACUCAGACUGGAGGUGGCGAACUUAUUGAAAAAAGGGCACCUCACCAAUUACUUGACUGACAAAGGCAAGCAGACCCUGCAGCAGGCGAGGGAUAGACAAGAGAAACACAGAGAUGACAGCCCACCAGACCCGCCACAUCACGAGAGAACUGUAAACGUGAUAUCCGGAGACAAUGGUAGCUCUGCCAAUAUUCUAUUUUACAGUGCAUACAGGGAGAUGGGUUUGGACGAGUCCAAACUAAUCAAGAAAGCUGCCGUACUCGCUGGCUUCAGUGGCGAGAGUACGACUAUUGUAGGGGAGAUCGAUCUUCCCGUCUACGUAGAAGGAAUCAACCUUUCCACUAGGUUUCUCGUGGUAAACGCCCCGUCAGCAUACAACGUCAUCCUAGGCCGUCCAUGGAUCCACGGGAUGGAAGCAGUACCAUCCACCUAUCAUCAAGUCAUACGAUUCCCAACCAAGUGGAGAGUUAAGGAGAUCAAGGGAGAGCAGAAGGACUCCAGGGCGUGCUACCAAACCACUAUGAAAGCAAAAAGUCCGUCCUUGUAG
Messenger RNA from Salvia miltiorrhiza (redroot sage), 1326 nucleotides. RefSeq lists its product as uncharacterized. The coding region runs from base 1 to 1326 and encodes 441 amino acids. The transcript has 2 exons. Lineage: Eukaryota; Viridiplantae; Streptophyta; Magnoliopsida; Lamiales; Lamiaceae. The record is from RefSeq and is a predicted model, not a curated record.